AUGGCCAACUCCUCCAAAUCAGGCAAAAAGUCUGCCAAGCAUGACAAGGGAUGGCGACGGGUUGUGCGGAACUUUAGUCCCUCAUGGUUCGCCGUGACGAUGGGAACAGGCAUUGUCUCAGUGCUAAUGACAUCGGUAUCUUUUCACACCCCAGUCUUGUACUACUUGUCGAUCGUGUUCUUCGUGCUCAACGUGAUACUGUUCACUCUCGCGUCGAUUACAUCUAUCCUUCGAUACACCUUGUAUCCGGAGAUAUGGAGCGUGAUGAUCCAAGACCCAGUCAACUCCCUAUUCCUCGCCACCAUCCCGAUGGGGUUCGCGACACUCAUCGAGAUGUGGGUUUUUAUCUGCGUGCCGCUCUGGGGCGAAUGGGCCAAAACCUUUGCCUGGGCUUUGUGGAUGGUGGAUGUUGUCGCAGCGGCAUCUGUGACACUGUCGCUAUCCUUUAUCUUAAUCUCACAAAGCCAUAUCACCUCGCUGGACCGAAUCACUGCGCUUCAGUUACUGCCAAUCGCGGCUACAAUUGUCGCUGCGGGUGCCGGUGCAGAGGUUGCCGGCAUCCUCCCAAAUCAACAGCAUGCGAUGGGAACACUUCUAGUGUCCUUCAUCCUUUGGGGCAUGGGCACUCCCUUGGCAAUUGUGGUCUUGGUGAUAUAUUAUCAACGGCUAGCGGUACACAAGCUUCCUCCGAGGGAAAUGAUCGUGAGCUGUUUCUUACCACUGGGGCCUCUUGGCUUCGGUGGAUUUGGAAUUGUCUAUAUUGGUAAGGUUGCCCGUGAUCUACUGCAGAACAGUGAUAUGAUAGAUCCUCUGGCUGGCCGGGUCGCGUAUAUCCUAGGUCUGUUUAUAUCUCUCCUCAUGUGGAGCUUCGGUCUCAUCUGGCUUGUAUUCGCGUUUGCAACUAUCUUACACAAAUUCCCAUUCCCGUUCAAUAUGGGAUGGUGGGGAUUCACAUUCCCUCUUGGUGUCUAUGCAGCAAAUACCAUGGAGUUGGGUAUUCUGAUGGAUAUUAUGUUUUUCAAGGUGUUUGGGACGAUUCUGAGUGGUGCAGUUUUACUACUUUGGGUCCUGGUAACGUCAAGGACCGCACUUGGUGCAUGGCGUGGCACCUUGUUUCACGCACCCUGUUUACAGAAUCUGGUCUUUAAGGAGGAGAGAGCUUCCGCAUGA
This is a messenger RNA of Penicillium olsonii, 1170 nucleotides long. The record is from the annotation of a GenBank genome assembly. NCBI's taxonomy places the organism in Eukaryota, Fungi, Ascomycota, Eurotiomycetes, Eurotiales, Aspergillaceae.